Messenger RNA from Marchantia polymorpha subsp. ruderalis, 1137 nucleotides. The record is from the annotation of a GenBank genome assembly. NCBI's taxonomy places the organism in Eukaryota, Viridiplantae, Streptophyta, Marchantiopsida, Marchantiales, Marchantiaceae.
UCUCCGGAGAGUCCGAAGGGGGAGAAAGGACGAAGACCUUUGUAAGGACGGCGUCAAGGGAAGCAGAGGAGUGCGACCACUAGAGAGCCGAAACGAUCAUCAUCGUCGUCGACGACCGGGAGCCGAAAUUUUGCUUCGAGAUUGCCGAUUGCUGCUGCCGGUGAUUGAUUCUCGUUGCACGAAAUGGCUUCGUUUCUGACCAAGCUGAGCGAACCAAUUUGGAACUGGGCAUCUCGGCGAUACCAAGCAGCCGUGGCGAAAGAGCUGAAGAAAUAUGGAUUGCGUUACGAUGAUUUGUAUGAUGAGAUGUACGAUCUGGACAUCAAGGAAGCUAUGUCUCGCCUACCGGAGUCAGAGAUUCUAGCUCGUAACGCACGCAUUAAGAGAGCCAUGGAUGCUUCAAUGAAGCACGUCUACUUGCCCAAAGAAUUGCAGGCAAAGCAGACUCCUUUCCAGUACUAUUUGCAAGAUGCGUUGGACCAGGUUAAGCAGGAGAGGAAGGAGCAUGGAGAGGUGGGAGCUAGCAUGCCCUACAAUCGUGAGAUUCCCUAAGCAGUUCACGUCCUUGCAGCUGAUUCUCCACAUAGGACAGGUUGAUUGGUAUCAGAGUGUGAAGUGACCGGCAUUUAUACGAGAUUCAUAUGGGAAUAGAAUUAUUCCACUUAUAUUGAGAAAGGAAUUUGACUUCAUCUGAUAAGCAGUAGCUCUUGUUGAUUUCUCAGCAAUGACCCUCAAUUUAUUUUUAGAAUUGUAAAGCAGGCCUAAACAUGUUCAAAUGAUUUUGUAGUUCUGGCCAGUAUGCAUGUCUGUUGUGCUGAGAAGUGCUUUGAGCUUGAAGAUUGUACAUAGAACAAUCUGGAGCUUUCUUUAUUGUAUCCUUGACAUCGAUAGUUGUGAAGAUAGUCGUGAGAGGAUAUGAAGAAGAGUAUGUUUGGAUAAAGCAAAGUUUGGUCAUGUUUAUGAGAUGUACGUCACAUAUACAACCACGGGGUGAGAGCGAUGUUAUCGAGACAUAACGAUGCCUUGUGUAUUAUGUUAAAACUGCCAGAGACGGAUCAGGUUUUUGAAAUUAAAAGUUCACAUAAUAUUUCCGAACUACUUGCGGAAUGAAUCCAAGUAAAGGAUUAAGCGAGUAGU